Cladocopium goreaui is the source of this 471-nucleotide messenger RNA. The record is from the annotation of a GenBank genome assembly. NCBI's taxonomy places the organism in Eukaryota, Dinophyceae, Suessiales, Symbiodiniaceae.
AUGGGAUACACCCCAAUUAUAUGUAGGCUAAUCAUUCGACACUUGCUACCUGUCUCCAGCUCCUGCCGUGCAACGGCGCUCGGUGGCCAGGUCUACCAGAGCAUCAAUCCGCUGAACGCCAACGUCACCGGACUUCGACUCCAAGAUGCUGGCGCCAUCACCUUUGACCGCAAUUCAGGAGUAGACCGCAUGAUGACCGGUUGUUUCGUGGACACCACGACCUUCUGCGUGGCGGCCAUCACCUCCGUCUCGGAGAAGGCUGGACGACUUAUUCCAUCAGACUUGUCUCAGUACGACCUCUUCAUGACAGGCACAGACUGCUGCGAGUGCCCUGGAGAAUUCCGCUGUGGAGAUUGGAACCAUCCUGGCGAACAUCUCGGUGGUUUGCGAGAAACAGACCCAAGGCCUGGGGCGGGUGUUUUUCACCGGCAGACAUGUCGGGUUAACACAACCACUUUAACACAAUUGUAG